UCCGAUGUGGAGCCGAAGCCGUCGGUCACGGUCAAGCUGGAGAUCAAACCCGAGGAGACACAGGAUCCUGAAGUGCAGGCCUUCCUCGGUUCUGACAAGUGGGAGAUACUCAAGCCGAUUAUCCUCGCGAAGCUCGGGCUCGAGCGGAGGCGUUCCGAGCCGCUGCAGAAGCCCUUCGAGCUGCUGAAGGAGCUGAAGCCCAGGCAGCCGCCAAGCGGCAGCUGCUGCACGCCCAGGAGGCCCUCGGGGUCAAGCGGCGCAGGCAGGGGCUUUAGCAAGGUGGCCAGGCCACCGCGUGAUCAGCAGCUGUGGAGGCUGUGGACUGUCAACACGAAUGCCUGGAGCUCGUUCCAGGGCUGCUUGGACUGGCAGAAAAGUUUGAGCCUCAAGCAUCUCGGCGUCCAGGCCGGCUAUUUCUCGAGGCUGAAGCUGAUUCGGGCUAACAUGGCCUUCCCUCAUGGCCUGCUGCUGGGCUCUGUCUACGGGUUUGUGGAUGCGUCCGACAAGGUGUUCACCUGGGACUUGCUGGAGGCCUUGGGAGUCUUUCUGCGCCGUUCCAGGUCACCGUGGAUUCUUGCAGGGGACUUCAACUUGCCGCCAGAUGACCUCAAGUUGUGCAAGUGGGUGGAGCUCCUGAAAGGCACGAUCGUGGCCCCAAGUGGUCCUACUUGCUUCGCGUCCAAGUCGGGGUCCACGAUCGACUACUACAUUGUGAGUCAGGGGUUGGCCAACUUCGUCAGUGAUGUUCGCCCGAUAUACGGUGCCCCUUCGUCGCCUCACGUCGCUGUUGCCAUGCAGCUCAAGGGCCCCGCGCUGAACAUCCCGCUCCACGUUCGCAGAACAUGGAAGCCCUUCCCCACUGCUUUGCGGACGGGGCCUUUGCGGAAGCCUGCCGAGCACUGUUGGUCCUGGCCCGCAGGGGUGCUCGCAGGGGUUCAGCUGGAGGAUGCGUGGUGCCAGUGGCUGAGCAACAUGGAGCUGGAGUUGUGCAACCAGUUCGACAUCGUCGGAGCUGGGCAGAAAGGCUUCAUUGGCAGAGCUGACGGGUUCGAGCGUCGGCAGGUGCCUCUGUCUGUUUCUAUUGAGAAGGCGGCUAUGUCUGGCAGUGGGGACAAGAUGAGAGCCUGGAGGUCGCUCGAUGCCAUCCUGUCCAGGUUCCAGGCACUCCAGGACGACACCGUUGGUGCGAGCGAAGCGGCUGCUGUGCAGCCGACCUCCUUGGAGUCCAUGGGCUUUGUGCUGCCU
Prorocentrum cordatum is the source of this 1245-nucleotide messenger RNA. Lineage: Eukaryota; Dinophyceae; Prorocentrales; Prorocentraceae. The record is from the annotation of a GenBank genome assembly.